AUGGGCAUCACAAUUCUCCCCCCCGUGGUGGAGGACAUUCGCCGUCCGUCGAGUGACGAGCUGGACUCGGACGGCGAUGUCGACAUGGACGACCUGGACCAGCUGCCGACUAAACGACCGCGUCUCGCCAAAACGUCCAGCGCCAGGGGCAGCCGAUCAGCCACGGGGCUUGUCGUUCCCGGUGAGUCGGUAACCAGCGAUCCACAAUGGAUGAGAGGCCAUGGCACCUUUACAACCCCAUACUCGGCAUCCAUCAUAGCCACCGUCGCCGGCACCGUGCAAAAGACAAACAAACUGCUCUCCGUCCAUCCUCUGCGCGCCCGCUACAUUCCCGAGAUUGGCGAUCUCGUCGUCGGACGCAUCGUCGAGGUCCAGGCCCGUCGAUGGAAAGUCGAUGUCGCCGCGCCGCUGCUGGCCCAAUUGCCCCUGUCAGCAAUCAAUCUGCCUGGUGGGAUCCUGCGCCGACGAACCAGUGCCGAUGAGCUGCAGAUGCGCACGUUUUUCGUCGAGGGAGAUCUUGUCGUUGCCGAGGUGCAGAGCGUGCAUGCCGACGGCUCGGCAACGCUGCAUACGCGCUCGCUCAAGUACGGCAAACUGCGAAACGGCGUGUUUCUUGCUGUGACAGGCACGGGCGGCAAUGGCGCCACGUCGCGGACAGCCGCAACAAAGGGCAGCGUUGGAGCACACGCAGCGCCAGCGACGUCAGUCGGCGGAGUCGUCAGAUCGCGCCGCCAGACGUGGACCGUCAGCACAGCCAACGGCGGCGGCGACGUCGAUGUGGUGCUGGGCGUCAACGGCUACAUAUGGAUCUCCAAGCACGCCGACGGCACGGCGGCCACGACGUCGACCACCGAGAACAUCUCCAUCACGCGGCUGGAAGAUGUCGCACCGAGCUCGAUCUAUUCGAGUCAAAACGACGAGAUUGCGCCGCAGACGCGGCGCGAGAUUUCGCGCCUGUCGGGCUGUAUUCGCGUGCUGGUUGAGGGCGGCAUUCGCGUGGAUGAAGACACGGUGAUGCGCGCGUACGAGGCGAGUUUGCAGGCUGAUUUGGAGGACGAUGAGGAUGAUAAUGAAAGUGCUGGCCAGGGGAGGGAAUACCUGGGCGGAGCCAAGGGGCGGCGGGUUCUGGAUGUGAUGCUGGCUGUUGAUUGA
Talaromyces rugulosus is the source of this 1152-nucleotide messenger RNA. RefSeq lists its product as uncharacterized. Gene Ontology annotation, molecular function: RNA binding. Gene Ontology annotation, cellular component: nuclear exosome (RNase complex); cytoplasmic exosome (RNase complex). Gene Ontology annotation, biological process: TRAMP-dependent tRNA surveillance pathway; CUT catabolic process; U4 snRNA 3'-end processing. Bases 1 to 1152 code for a protein of 383 amino acids. Lineage: Eukaryota; Fungi; Ascomycota; Eurotiomycetes; Eurotiales; Trichocomaceae. The transcript has 2 exons. The record is from RefSeq and is a predicted model, not a curated record.